Molecule: messenger RNA, 429 nt
Organism: Symbiodinium natans
Lineage: Eukaryota; Dinophyceae; Suessiales; Symbiodiniaceae
Source: the annotation of a GenBank genome assembly
AUGUACCUACUGAAGUGGCUCCUUCUCGUCCUUUCUGCCAUUGAGCUGCUGCCGCUGACGCGGCUAUGGGCGCUUCAGGAGCAGCCCUGCGACGUGUCGCUCUUCAUCGCGCCGCGCCACUCUAACGACGACGUCAAAGUUCUCCUGACCUUGUUCCUUUCGACGAUGGUCGUGCUUCGCUUUGUGGGCUUCGCGCGCGGAGCCGCCAUGUCUCUGCCGGAGAAGUGGGGCCUCAUCGUCGCCCACGCGAUGGAGGCCGUACUUAUGGGCACGCUGUACAGGGCAAACGUGCUGCCGCGACGGCACGUGCUACCGUCCCUCAAGCGCAUCGAGGUGGACGUCAUUAUGGGCUUCAUUGCCGUCAACCCCUGGCUCCUGCUGCUUCUGAGAACUUCGGAGGGGUCCUCUUCCAAGUCGAAAGCCGAGUGA